Messenger RNA from Hylaeus volcanicus, 1093 nucleotides. RefSeq names its product S-phase kinase-associated protein 1 (gene SkpA). The transcript has 3 exons. The record is from RefSeq and is a predicted model, not a curated record. The coding region runs from base 219 to 710 and encodes 163 amino acids. Lineage: Eukaryota; Metazoa; Arthropoda; Insecta; Hymenoptera; Colletidae. Gene Ontology annotation, molecular function: cullin family protein binding. Gene Ontology annotation, cellular component: nucleus; cytoplasm. Gene Ontology annotation, biological process: SCF-dependent proteasomal ubiquitin-dependent protein catabolic process.
AAGAGUGAGAAAGAUAUAACGAGAAUCCGCCAUACUGAAAAAGACAGAAAAUAAAUAUUGAGUCAGAGCGAGAGAAUAAAAUACAAGAACCGCAAGAACAGCAGAAGUUAGAAGGGAAAGACUGGGAAAGACAGAGAGCAGGAGAACAACUGCUUCUGCUAAUCAUCGUUGUAGCAAAUUAUCCGAUAUUUCACAACACUGAUUACAACCAACGUUUCAUGAUGCCUAACAUCAAAUUACAAAGUUCCGAUGGUGAAGUUUUUGAAGUAGAUGUUGAUAUUGCAAAAUGUUCAGUUACCAUAAAAACUAUGUUGGAAGAUCUGGGAAUGGACGAAGAUGAAGAAGAAAUUGUUCCUCUUCCAAAUGUUAAUUCUGCCAUUCUUAGGAAAGUAAUACAGUGGGCAACUUAUCAUAAAGACGAUCCACCUCCACCAGAGGAUGACGAAAAUAAAGAAAAGCGUACUGAUGAUAUAAGCUCAUGGGAUGCAGAUUUUCUGAAAGUUGAUCAAGGAACUUUGUUUGAAUUAAUUUUGGCAGCUAAUUAUCUUGACAUUAAGGGUCUUUUAGAUGUAACAUGCAAAACUGUUGCUAAUAUGAUAAAAGGUAAAACACCUGAUGAAAUCCGGAAAACAUUCAACAUUAAGAAUGACUUCACGGCAUCAGAGGAGGAACAAGUUCGCAAAGAAAAUGAAUGGUGUGAAGAAAAGUAGAGAUUAAUGUUCACGAAUAUUCAAUAUUUUGAUUUAUUAUAUUAAACAUCCAGUUAUAACGAUUUAAAAUUGAACAGAUGAUGCACCUAAUGUAUUAUGUUAAAGGAUAUUUUAAAUAAUAGUCUCAUUAUUUUCACUAAAUGCACCAAAUACUUGCUAACUAACAUGAAUAGAUUAGUAUUUUAAAAAUAUCAAAAACCACAUUUAUGUGUGAGUGGUAUGUUAAUCUUAAAUUUUUUGUAUAACAUUAAAUAGUACUAUUUAUCGUGUGUAGUAGGAAUUACAGAGCAAUUCACAUUACUGUAACAUUGUUACCUUUGCUUAGUGGUAUAUAAGAUCUGCAAAUUCUGUUUUGUCUGUAUAGAAUAUAUGUUCAAUUUCUA